UGCGUGGAGUCCGCAAAUGCCGCAUCUCUCGCGAGUUUCUUUCUUCACUUCCCGGAAACACAAACCUUCAUCCACCAAGAUGGCGACUUUGACUAUGAGCAGACCUCUCGUGGCGGGUUUCAGUUUCGAAAAUUGUAGAAGAAAUGUGUUUUUGGAAGGUGAAGUCAAUAAUCUGGGAUGCAGCUUGCCUGCUGCUCGAAAAACCGGAACCACCAUUUGUGGGGUGGUCUUCAAGGAUGGAGUUGUUCUCGGCGCUGACACCAGAGCCACUGAAGGCAUGGUGGUGGCUGAUAAAAAUUGCUCCAAGAUCCACUAUAUCUCCCCCAACAUUUACUGCUGCGGUGCAGGAACCGCUGCUGACACUGAGAUGACCACUCAGAUCAUCUCGUCCAACCUGGAGCUGCACUCCCUGUCCACAGGCAGACUGCCACGUGUGGCAACUGCUAACCGCAUGCUCAAGCAAAUGCUCUUCAGGUAGGCCUCUGUGUUUGUGUUGCUGAGUAAUGAACAUCC
This is a messenger RNA of Poecilia latipinna (sailfin molly), 513 nucleotides long. Its product is annotated as proteasome subunit beta type-7-like. The record is from RefSeq and is a predicted model, not a curated record. The transcript is spliced from 4 exons. The coding region runs from base 17 to 478 and encodes 153 amino acids. NCBI's taxonomy places the organism in Eukaryota, Metazoa, Chordata, Actinopteri, Cyprinodontiformes, Poeciliidae. Gene Ontology annotation, cellular component: proteasome core complex; cytoplasm.